AUGCCUUCGUUACUUGCCUCAUCGUUGGUCUGGCUCCUCGCAGCCACCUCUACAUUAGCAAGCACAGUAGUCGACGCAUCUUUUAAAAUCGAUGUGCACUCUCACGUCGUUCCUGACUUCUACCGCCAAGCCCUCAUUGAUGCAGGAUAUCCCGUGAAAACGCUGGGUGGAGUGGCGACAUUAUUCACAGAUGGCUUCCCAGUCUCGGUAUGGAAUUUAACGGACCAUAUCGCAGCAAUGGAUACAAUGGGCGUGAACUACUCCACAAUAUCCGUCAGCGCGCCGGGCGUCAACUUCCUCGCUGGCAAAGGUCUCGCAGCUGCUGCUCUCGCGACGAGACUCAAUUUGGCCAUGUAUAGCUACACACAGGCAUACCCCACCAGGCUAGGCGCGAUGUGUAUCCUGCCACUCCCAGAUAUCCAAGCAUCGCUGGCGGAAAUAGCAUUCUGCCUCGACGUUCUCAGAUUCGACGGAGUCGGCCUGUACACCAACGCAAACGGCACGUAUCUCGGCGACGGUGCCCUGGACCCCAUCUUCGAUCUCCUCAACGCGCGCUCCGCAACCGUCUUCGUGCACCCCGUAGCACCCGGGUGUAGCGGCGCCGCUCUGGGUCAUCCAGAUCCCAUGACCGAGUAUCCGUUCGAGUCAGUCCGCGCCAUGGAGAACAUGCUCUUGACGGGCCAGCGCGCGAAUUAUUCAUCUAUCAACAUGAUCUUCCCCCACGGCGGCGGAGCCAUGCCGUACCUGGCGACGCGGAUCGCGGGGAUGGCGAGCUUGAGCUUUUUGGGAAGUUUGAAUGUCGCGACGACGCUAGCGCAGUUUAAGGGCUAUUUUUUUGAUACUGCGAGCUCGACGACGUUGAUACAGUUGAUGGCUAUGAAGGAGUUCUUUGGGGGAACUAGUAAGAUUCUUACGGGUACCGACUAUCCAUAUGUACCACUGGCUCAAGCGAAACCCGGACUCGCAGCCAUACAGGCCAAUGGCAACUUCACCUCAGCAGAGAUGGCGCAGAUCAAUAAUCAAAAUGCGCUGAGUAUCUUCCCGGGCGUGGCGAGGAAGUUGGGCUUUGCGAUAUGA
Molecule: messenger RNA, 1077 nt
Organism: Lachnellula hyalina
Lineage: Eukaryota; Fungi; Ascomycota; Leotiomycetes; Helotiales; Lachnaceae
Product: Decarboxylase
Exons: 3
Coding region: 1-1077 (358 amino acids)
Biological process (GO): secondary metabolic process
Cellular component (GO): cytoplasm
Molecular function (GO): carboxy-lyase activity; hydrolase activity
Source: RefSeq, a predicted model, not a curated record